AUGACACUCUCUGGCCACCUCCUCGCCCAAUCCCUGCAACAGAUGGACACCUCGUUUGGGUCCACCGGCCUCCAGCCGCUCCAGACACCAACCCACACCAACGGAUACCGCAACAACAAUAACAACGGCAACAGCAGCUAUCGCGCGUCUCCAGCUCCAUACAACUCGGGUAUGGGCAUGGGCACGAUGGCAGGCAACGACGGCAGCCAGUGGGGAGCGCACCACGGCUCGCCGAUGCCGUGGAACAGCCAGUUUGGCGGUGGCGGACCGGGUCGCUUCACGCAGUGGUCCGAGGAGAGGGUGGCCACUAUGCAGGCCCGCCUGCAGCGUAAACUCGGACCAGAGUAUGUCAGUACUCGACCAGGUCCCGGUGGUGGCCCCAAGCUCAGCUACAUUGAAGGAUGGAAAGCUGUAAACCUCGCCAACGACGUGUUUGGCUUUAACGGAUGGUCCUCGUCAAUCGUCUCACUGAAGACAGACUUUAUGGACGUCAACGGCGAGGGACGCUGCAACGUCGGCAUCACCUGCGUUGUGCGCAUCACUCUGCAAGACGGCUGCUAUCACGAGGACAUUGGAUACGGACACUGCGAGAACAUGAAGGGCAAGGCGAAUGCGCUGGAAAAGGCUCAGAAGGAAGCAGUGACAGACGCCGUCAAGCGUGCCAUGAAGCACUUUGGCAAUGUCCUGGGUAACUGCCUGUACGACCGUGACUACACCAAGGAAGUGGGCAAGAUGCGUGUCCCAAUGGUCAAGCUCAAUGCCAACGACCUCGAGCGCAGGGCCGAGUUUGCUCCCCAGCCGGCCGCUGGCCCCUCUCGUGCAGCGGCGUCGGCUGUUCCUCAGCACGUCUCUGGAAACUCCAAACCCCCUCCUCCCGCUGUCCGCACUCCUACCCGCCCACCAUCCCCAGAACCGCCGCUGCGUUCCAUCAAUGACGAGUUUUCAUUCAUGGAAGGCGACAGCGAGUUUGCGUUCAUGGAAGAGGAGUCGUUCUUUGACGACAUGCAGGCGGUGGCGAUGGACGAGAAUAUCGAUCCUGCACCACCUGCACCACGCUCAAUGGCGACCGCUGCUGCCCCAGCAAGCGGUGCGCCAGCGUACCAGCACCGUCACCGCCCAGACAAGCCACUCCAACCUGCCCAGCAAGCGGCCCCAGCAAAGGUCCCGACCCCACCCAAGUCAUUAAACGAGUCGGCCAAGGGCGGCGAUGCCGAGGGCGGUGCGAGGAAGCAGGUGGGAGGAUUCGCGAAGCCAAAUGGGGGAUCAACCUCGGCCACUUCGUCUGCCUCGUCUGCUUCGUCGCGCCGACUGGCCGCAAUCAUGGCUGCCUCUGGUAACGGGGCGCCCGCGCCCGCACCCCGCGGUGCCGAGUCGCCUCCUAACCCAGCCAUCCCCGGAGGUGGUGUCAACGCUGUGGCCGCUCGCGCCGUCACCAACCUCAAGGUCCACGGCGCCAACCUCGAGAUCAACAGCAGCGACCAGCUCGACACCACGCCCGGCAAGUACUCUGCAUUCACCAGCGCGCGUGGUGUCAAGAGGGAAGGAAGUCAGUCCCCCAGCAAAGGCGGUCCCCUCCACGCCAAUGGCGCGCCGCGCGUUGCAUUGAGCGAGGAGACCAACACGACGGACUGGCAAGCCAAGCGUUCCCGCAUCAUGUAA
This is a messenger RNA of Apiotrichum porosum, 1659 nucleotides long. It is a transcript of the gene RAD52, whose product is annotated as DNA repair protein rad52. NCBI's taxonomy places the organism in Eukaryota, Fungi, Basidiomycota, Tremellomycetes, Trichosporonales, Trichosporonaceae. Gene Ontology annotation, cellular component: nucleus. The coding region runs from base 1 to 1659 and encodes 552 amino acids. Gene Ontology annotation, biological process: mitotic recombination; double-strand break repair via homologous recombination; double-strand break repair via single-strand annealing. The record is from RefSeq and is a predicted model, not a curated record. The transcript has 9 exons.